AUGGCCCUACCGACCCCAAAAUCCGGCAAUAAGCUGCAGCUCCAGCCCCUCAUGCCGGAGGAUAUGCGCUCGGAGUUGAUUGCGGCGUUAAAAGUGCAAAACAUACAAAAUUUUCGACCAACCAGCAUCAACAAAAGUGGACGUCGAUUUGCUUUACCCGGUACACACAGCAACAGCCCCGUACGGACACCGUUGGCAAGGGAUACGGACGGUGGUAGUCACAAUGAACAAGACAAACGGCAUCAGCUAAGACUGCAAGCGAUCCGAGAAAUCCGAACCUCUGAACAGUCGUACCUACGCCAGUUGGAGGUGUUGCUCGAGUACUUUGUCACUCCGCUGCGUACCAACGGAUUUCUGACCGAGCGAGUCCAUAAUGCGGUGUUCGGGCAACUAGAUACUAUCCACAAUUUGAGCCAAGAGCUGCUGAAGAAGCUCGACGAUAAUCUCGACAACGUGGUGAAGGCUUUCACCAACCUUGGGCCCUUCUUUAAGCUGUACUCGGUGUACGCGUUCGAUUAUCGUAACUCGCUCUGCACGUUGCAAUCGCUGAUGGACAAGAAUCCGACACUGAAACGGUACAUCAACAACACCGAGGCUAGGCCCGAGGUACAGACGAAGCUGAUCUCGUUGCUCAUCACACCGAUACAGCGCAUUCCGCGGUACAGACUGUUACUCCAGCAGGUACUCCUAUACACCAGCCCUUCGGAUGAGGCCUUCAAACCACUGCAGGUAUCGAUCCGCCUCGUCGAGCAGUCCGUUUCGCACAUUAACGCCGUCGUGGAGGAUUACGAAAACACCCAGCGGCUUAUCCUGGUGCAGAACGUGCUGAGCAACAAGCAGCUGAAGCUGGUCAAACCGGGACGCAAAAUUCUGAAGGAAGGCAUCUUGGGCAAGCUAAAGACCGAUGGUUCAACCUCCAAGAAGUACUGCAUCCUCAUGUCGGACAUGUUCAUGUACUGCCGGAUGGUGCGUGAGGUGGACGGCCUACUGACCGAGAGCUCCUCGCUCGUCUGUAGCUGUGUGUUUCCGCUGAAGAAAUGUAAAAUAAUCGAACUGUUUCGGGGCAACUUUCGGCUUACGUGCAGUGGCGAUGGUACGAUCUUCAGCUCGGAAAGCCCGGAGGAAAGCCGUGCCUGGUACACGGCGAUCAAGGAAGCGAUCGAACUACACGUACAGUGUCGCAAAACGCUCCGUAAGCUAUCGAGCAACAGAAAACCGAUGCGCAAGAAGCAUUUACAAAGACUGGAACCGGAGCCGGAUGAUAUCAUGUGGUUGCUGCGCCGCAAGACGGUUAGCCCCGAUCGGGUGCAGAAACCGGGGGGCAGGAAACUGUGGCCAUUCAAACACAUCGAUUGUCUGAAGCAAAAUCAAUCGUUCGGUGAACCGAGUGGUGGCUAUUCUGCGGCGCGAUCAACGAUAUUUUCGACGGAUCGCGUAGCCACCGUCGUCACGGGCACACCGUUACCGGGGGGAACAUCACGGCAACUAGUCGUGGAAGAAGCAAAGCCUGCUACUGCUUUUCUUGCAUCACCACCGAUGGAAGAAAUGCAGCGUAAACCUCCGGCACCGGUGGUUGAAAGAGAAACUAAUGUGGACAAACGUGUCCACUUCAGGUUUCCCUCUUCUCAAUGGCGUUAUUAAGCGCCGUAUCCAGCGAUGCAUGGAACUUACAUCUUAAGUUCGUUUAUUAAGGAAUCUCUCUUAUUUAUUGGCACCUUUCAAAAUCAAACGUUCAUUACUUACCGAUAAUAAAGCUAAAGCCAGUUUUUUUAAAAUACAAUUCCGCCGUGCUUUCUUUCUCUCACAAGGCUUAACCCACUGAAUUUUACACCGAACAAUGUGUUAUCUAUUAUUUCUUUUCCACAUAAAACACAACAA
This is a messenger RNA of Anopheles darlingi, 1878 nucleotides long. RefSeq names its product putative protein tag-52 (gene RhoGEF4). The transcript has 2 exons. Gene Ontology annotation, biological process: intracellular signal transduction. Gene Ontology annotation, molecular function: guanyl-nucleotide exchange factor activity. Gene Ontology annotation, cellular component: cytoplasm. The coding region runs from base 1 to 1641 and encodes 546 amino acids. NCBI's taxonomy places the organism in Eukaryota, Metazoa, Arthropoda, Insecta, Diptera, Culicidae. The record is from RefSeq and is a predicted model, not a curated record.